Molecule: messenger RNA, 1443 nt
Organism: Rhopalosiphum padi (bird cherry-oat aphid)
Lineage: Eukaryota; Metazoa; Arthropoda; Insecta; Hemiptera; Aphididae
Product: translocon-associated protein subunit alpha
Exons: 5
Coding region: 160-975 (271 amino acids)
Cellular component (GO): endoplasmic reticulum; endoplasmic reticulum membrane
Source: RefSeq, a predicted model, not a curated record
ACGUCAUUAAGCCCAUUGGCCACUGUGUGUGGACUCGUAACGAUGAGGUGCCGUGGUUGUUAGACGUGUCCGUUACUUUCAUACGGUCUUCACUCAGUCGUUGCGCUUUCGACGUUCGAAUUUUGUUUGCCCUGUGCUGAGAAGUCCGAUAAUUCUAAGAUGCAGUUCAAAUGGAUAUUGCUGUGCUUGUCUUUGGUUGCCGCGUCCACAGGUGUCGUGCGUGCCGAAGAUGAGAUUGACGCAGACGAAGAGAUGAUUGUCAGUGAGGACCAAGGAUUAGUCGAUUCAGAUGGCGAUGAGUCUACCAUCGAAGACUUGGAGCAGUCAGAUGCUGAUACAUACUUGCUGUUCACCAAACCGGUGUUCGAAGAAAAAGCCAGCAUUGAAUUACCAGCUGGUCGUUUGUCUGAAUUUCUUGUGGGAUUUACCAAUAAAGGAUCUAAUGAUUUAGUCUUGGAAACUUUGGAUGCUUCACUUCGUUACCCUAUGGAUUUCAAUUUCCACAUUCAAAAUUUCACUACUGUGUUGUUAGAAAAAACUAUUCCACCGGGAUCCCAGGCGACUCUUGGCUAUGCUUUCAUCCCAGCUGAUGCAUUUGCCGGACGUCCAUUUGGACUCAGCAUCAAUCUUGCUUAUAGAGACUAUGAAGGAAAACAAAUGAUUAGUAAAUUAUACAACGAUACUGUAAACAUCAUUGAAGUUGAAGAAGGUUUAGAUGGUGAAACUCUGUUUUUGUAUGUCUUAAUGGCUGCUGCGUGUGUUCUACUUUUGGUUGGUGGACAACAGUUUCUAUAUUCAGUGGGCAAAAAACGUGUUGGUGGUGGUCUACCAAGUCGCACUAGAGCAAAUUUGGAAACUGGAACAAAAAGUAGCAAACAAAUUGAUAUGGAUUGGGUUCCUAAGAAUGUUAUAAACCACCUAAAUAAACAAAAGGCACAAAGCCCGAAGCAAAAACGUGUGAAAAAAACAGAUUAAUCGAGCAAAGAAAGACUUAAACUCAUUCAUUUUUCACCAAUGAAUGUAUCAAUUAUGAAAUUCCUUCUUUAGAAGAUAAUUAAGUUCUAAAAAUGGCUGUUGUUAUUCCAUCUGACAACAUUGUGAGAUAUAAGAGUACAUUUUUAAAGUAUUCUAUUUUUGUUAUGUAAAUAGAUACUAAUUUAAUUGGUCUACAAUUGUAAUUAUUAAAUGUAUAGUUUUGUUUAUUAUAAUAAAUAAAAAACAAAAUUAUACUUGUAUGUUUAAUGUUAAAUUAUGUUUUUGUAUUGAUCAAUUUUGAAAUAACAUUUUUUAUCAUGCAGAUACAUAAAUAAUUUUGUUUUCGUAGUUUAUUAAUUUUGUGAAUACUAUUAUACAAUUUUAUACAUUAUAAAUUAUUCAUAUUUGUAUAAUACACUUAUUCUGAAAAUAAAUGUGUUUGGAAAAAUUAAAAUUUAACUUACAUUA